Erythranthe guttata (spotted monkey flower) is the source of this 1521-nucleotide messenger RNA. Lineage: Eukaryota; Viridiplantae; Streptophyta; Magnoliopsida; Lamiales; Phrymaceae. The record is from RefSeq and is a predicted model, not a curated record.
AUGGACAUAAUAUCCGAGUUGCCGGAUGACGUGUUGCGCAAGAUACUGUAUUUCCUCUCGCAAGAGGAAGCUGCUCGAACAUCGGUCUUGUCCAAACCAUGGCGCUACAUUUGGUGCACGCGCCCGAAUCUUGAUUUUUCAUACACGCCACCUACGAUGGGCGUAGACUACAAUAGAUUCCGUGCCGAAAACAAGAUAAAGAAGCAAGAAUUUAUAUCCGCUGUGGAUGCUACUUUACGGCGAUACCGCGACAAUCAAAGUGCGUGCGCGGAGGAGUUUCGUCUUUCUAUGUCGCUCGACAAUUCGAAUUACGAUCCGGAUCGCGUGUCCGUUUCGUUUUUAGAAAAAUGGGUCCCGUCGCUCGUGAAUAUGGUUACGAAGGAAUUCCAUCUCUCGAUUGUUUCGGAGCGAUAUCCGGGUCGGGUCGAACUCCCCCCCGUGGUGUGGGGAUGCGAACCCCUCCGAUAUUUGUACUUGGAAAAAUUCUUGUUGGACCAAAAGGCUAUUGAAAGGAUAGUGCCCCUCAAGAAUUUGAAAUCACUUGGUCUCCAAGAAAUCUUGAUCGAGGACGAUACAAUUUUCGGGAAAAUAAUCUCGAACUGCCCCUCGAUCGAGAAUUUAGACGUCCACGGGUUUCUAAGCUUGAAAACAAUUAAGGUGAGUGAUGAUGAUCUUCACAAUCUCAAGAAUGUGAAUUUUUCUUUCGAUACGGUAUUGCGUGACGUGCUUAGGGAACUUCGCAUCAUCGAAAUCCACCACUCGUCUCUUGAAACCAUCAAUAUCGGAAACGCGAAUAUUUGUUUCGGCGAAGGAGCGGGAUUUCUUAAUCUGAAAUAUUUAAAUCUCGGGGGUGUCAAAUCGCCACUGGGCCACUUGUCGUCGUAUAAAUUCCCGAGCCUCGAAAACUUGGAAUUUCACGAUUGCGAUGGACUCAAAGGAAGUGAGGUAUUAUUUAUCGACGCACCGAAUAUAGUCUACUUUGAAUUUUCCGGAGAAUUUAUCCCGUCCAUCUCUAUUGCGACGACUUCCGAAGAGUGGGAAUCGUGUAUAGACAUACCGUACGUGCCUGGGAAUAAUAACGAUGAUCCUUUGUCGUUUUUCAUCAAGCUAAAACAACUGCUCGAGUCGUUAUCCGACUCCGAAAUUUAUCUGACGGGCAAUCAUUCCAUGCAUUUUAACGACUAUGUAAUCCCGGAAAAUAUUCGCAACGGUUGCGACGGUGGUAACAAAUACGUUGUGGUGGAGAAUUUGAUUUUGAAUUUUCAUUUAUCUUCGGUUAUUCCGUCUCUCUUAAAUCGUUUUCUUAGUAUCUGUCGGCCGAGAAACGUCGUCAAUUGUAACUUAGAUCAAUUGGAAAACAACAACGAGUCGUGGUGGUUUCGGGAUUUAGAGGAAGCGAAAUUGGAGGCUUACGAUAUUAGUCAAGGCAAAUGGCACGCGACGACUUUAUCGGAAUUGCCGAAUUACGACGACAGCGAAUACUACGAUACUCGCAUUGCAUUGAAAUGGAGAGAAAGUUAG